UUCACUAUUAUUUUUAGCAAUUUUAUUGUUUUAUUUUUACUGUAACUCAGUCCCAAUUCCCAAACGAAAAGGGCGAAGCCGAGUCAUGACGACGAUUCGCAGAUUUUGCUGCAAUGAUCUUCUCCGAUUCGCCUCUGUAAAUUUUGAUCACCUCACUGAAACCUUCAACAUGUCCUUCUACAUGACCUAUUUAGCAAGGUGGCCAGAUUACUUUCAUGUCGCAGAAGCCCCUGGAAACCGAGUAAUGGGUUACAUUAUGGGAAAAGUUGAAGGGCAAGGUGAAUCUUGGCAUGGUCAUGUAACUGCUGUAACUGUUGCUCCAGAAUACCGCAGGCAACAAUUAGCGAAGAAACUCAUGAACCUGCUUGAGGACAUCAGUGACAAGAUUGAUAAAGGUUAUUUUGUGGAUCUAUUUGUACGAGCAUCAAACACACCAGCAAUAAAGAUGUAUGAAAAGCUUGGAUAUGUGAUCUAUAGAAGGGUUCUACGGUAUUAUUCAGGGGAGGAAGAUGGGCUAGAUAUGAGGAAAGCUUUAUCACGUGAUGUUGAGAAGAAGUCUAUUGUCCCUCUUAAACGGCCCAUUACGCCAGACGAAUUAGAGUAUGAUUGAUUCUAAACUCACUAAGGAAAUUCUGGCAACUUAGGUGUUAUGAGCAUUAGCAUAUCUUUGGCAUAUGAAAGUAGUUUUCAUGGCUACAUUUACCAUUUCUGUCCUCAGUCUUUGUUUCAGUGCUUCUUAAUCAGCACUCUCAUCCAAUGCUAAGACAUGAAUUAUCGAGUUCCUUUUUAGUGGACCAAAAGUAAUAGUCACUGUGCCUUUUCCA
Cannabis sativa is the source of this 824-nucleotide messenger RNA. RefSeq names its product N-terminal acetyltransferase B complex catalytic subunit NAA20. Gene Ontology annotation, cellular component: NatB complex. Gene Ontology annotation, molecular function: protein-N-terminal amino-acid acetyltransferase activity. Gene Ontology annotation, biological process: N-terminal peptidyl-methionine acetylation. The transcript has 6 exons. The record is from RefSeq and is a predicted model, not a curated record. Lineage: Eukaryota; Viridiplantae; Streptophyta; Magnoliopsida; Rosales; Cannabaceae. The coding region runs from base 86 to 610 and encodes 174 amino acids.